CGGGGUCGGUCAGAAAUUCGAAUUCGAAAAGAAAAAAAAAUGCCGAUGUGCCGUGAGCAGUUCCGGAACAGUAUGGCGUAGAAAAACAUCAUAAAGAUAUACUACUACAGCACGAGGGAGCAUAGUUUUUUGAUGCAGGAGAACUCCACAUUAAAAAGAGUUUUAGCAAGUUCGCGGGACCCGCGUGGAUCGAUACUGCUCAUCACCACAUGUUGCUGAAUAACAUCGACUGAGUCGAAAUGAGAUUCGAGAUUAGAACGGUGAAUCUAAAGUAAUACUGAUUUCAUGAGAUGUCACCAAUGGCAACUCGAAGAGACAGAUAUUGCAGCUAUUGCGGACGCCAACUCCUCGCUCACCCAGACGCAAAUUCAGUUAAGUGCACAUGCGGAUUUGUAACUCGACUCCGCCCCCGGAUUCCGAUUCCUCGGCGGAACGGAGUCCAGCAGGCAGCUGCCAAUUUGGCCUUGGGCUUGCUCGGCCGGGUCACAAGUGCUCUCAACACCUUGAAUGCUAAUCAACAACCCAGGCCGACCAUGCCGAACCCAGACCCCCCAAGUGUGGACACUCCUAAGCCGGACCCACAGAACCCGGACCAGCCAAACCGGAGCUAUAACUUUGGGCCUCCAGCACCGCCGCAGCCUCUGUCGCCUCCCCCAGCACAUGGUAGGAAGCGUGCAGUGCUAUGCGGAGUAAGCUACCGGGGGAAGCAGCACAUGCUAAAAGGAAGCGUGAACGAUGUCAAGAACAUGAGGUUCUUCCUCACAAACCGUAUGGGAUUCCCUAGCGGUUCUAUACUUGUCCUUACCGAAGAAGAGUUAGACCCAUCCCGAAUCCCGACAAAGCACAACAUCCUGAUGGCUCUGAGGUGGCUGGUUCAUGGUGUCCGAGCAGGGGACUCGCUUGUGUUCCACUUCUCAGGGCAUGGAUCGAAACAGAUGGACAUGGACAUGGACGAGCUAGACGGCUAUGAUGAGACCAUCUGCCCUGUUGACCAUGAGAUCUCAGGGAAGAUAGUAGACGAUGAGAUAAACUCGAUCAUCGUGAGGCCCCUGCCUCGAGAGGCUCGACUUCAUGCAAUCAUUGAUUCUUGCUACAGCGGGACCGUGCUGGACCUGCCCUUCCUCUGUAGGAUCAAAAAGGACGGAUUCUAUAGAUGGGAAGAUCAUCAACUUCCAUCAGCCGCUUACAGAGGAACCAAUGGCGGCGUCGCAAUCUGUAUCAGCGCCUGCGAUGAUCAUGAAACCUCCGCCGACACUUCGGCUUUCUUGGUGGACACUGUGACUGGGGCGAUGACCUUUAGCUUCAUUCAAGCGAUGGCAAAUUAUUCAUCGGGUCAUCCAACAUACGGUCACCUGCUCAACGCGAUGCGCACAGCUAUUCGACAGGCCAAAGCAGGGGAUGGCUACAGAGAACCCGCUGCCGGAUCUAUGCAGGAACCUCAACUGUCAUCUUCCGAGAAGUUCGAGAUCUACUCGGCAAAAAUCGCACUCUGAUGUGUACUCAUUCAUGGAUAAAUAAACAAUCCGGUAGCUAUAAAUCCCACUACAGUACUACUGCAUUUAUGGUAAAUAAGUUUAGUCGUUAAUCGAAUAUAGCACAGGUAGCACAUUGUGAACGCCGUGCAGCAGGACCGUGUAAGAGAAUUACUCCCGAUUCUCUGAUUGCUUCGAGUCCGACAAUAAGGAUGACGACUUCGUUAUAAUAUGAACAAAUGAGGCAUUUCAAAUUAAAGUAAUGUAUGUCUUAUAUGUGAUCAUUAACGUUUCGACUCCCGAUAAA
Molecule: messenger RNA, 1779 nt
Organism: Punica granatum (pomegranate)
Lineage: Eukaryota; Viridiplantae; Streptophyta; Magnoliopsida; Myrtales; Lythraceae
Source: RefSeq, a predicted model, not a curated record